UCAACUCAUCAUUUCACUUCACUUCACUUCACGCUACGUCAACUUAUUCAACUCAACUCCACUCGAUUCGACUCAAGUCACGUUAACUCGGCCCACUCCAGCUCAGUCCUUAUCGGACUUGUUCGGUUCGAGGGUACAGAUUCUGCUGACGUGUUGAGCGGUGUUUGGCGUCGAGUAUUCGCCGAUAACGGACCACAAGACGGUCGUCUCAUUCGUUGCUCUCCCCCACUCGAUUGUCUCUCACUUUUCCCGAUAAAAACCCACGGCCUGUCGCCUAAUCUCUUUUCCUACACUUCUCCCUUUCCCUCCCCUCGACAUACACACUCUUUCUGUCUGCCUGUCUGUCCCUAUAUAUCUCUGAUGCAAAUGGCCGAAAUGGCGGCCAGACUGCGGACGAGCUCGGACACGGUUGCCUGCCGGCUCCGGGCCCGUGCCCGCCCGCGAGCCCGACUCCGACCCCGGCUGGGUCUGGUGGUGCAGGUGAGUCGAGUGCGUCGAUCCCUUUCUCCGGUCGAGGUGCACGCUGAUUGGCCGCCCGUCUGUCCAAUCGACAGCCUCGCUUCGAGCUCGCCUCGCCCAUACAGCCUCGCCGUCAGCACCGACUCGCCGCGUCGCUUCGCCAACCACCACCCUCCGGCGCCACACCGCCCCGCCUCCGCACGGACUCGAACCCUUGACCUUGCGCCCCCAACGGCCUACAGCCAAGUCUCUCGCGACAACCCUGUCGCGGCGUCGACGUCGGUGUCGACUUUGGCGACGUCAACGGCGACGGCGACGGCGACGGUCGGCGAGGCGCCCUGCCGCUUGAUCGACUUUCCGCAGUUCCGGUUGCAACGACGCCUCUCCUUCUCGUCGCAGCACAACACGGCCGCGUCAAUCGACAAGCUCUCCGGGCCGGGCACACACCCGCUCCGACUGCAACACGACAACCCCUCUCUCCCGACACCACUGCGCCACUUCCAGACCUGCCGCUUCGGCAUACAUGACGUCGCC
This is a messenger RNA of Protopolystoma xenopodis, 993 nucleotides long. NCBI's taxonomy places the organism in Eukaryota, Metazoa, Platyhelminthes, Monogenea, Polystomatidea, Polystomatidae. The record is from the annotation of a GenBank genome assembly.